This is a messenger RNA of Sardina pilchardus (European sardine), 1793 nucleotides long. RefSeq lists its product as uncharacterized. Lineage: Eukaryota; Metazoa; Chordata; Actinopteri; Clupeiformes; Clupeidae. The transcript has a single exon. The record is from RefSeq and is a predicted model, not a curated record. The coding region runs from base 711 to 1685 and encodes 324 amino acids.
UGCGUGGUGGAUGGGUGGAUGUUUGCAUGCGUGGUGGACGAUGUACGGGAUGCCUCUUCGGGUUUAACUGGGUAACCUAUUCCUACGCACCUGUCCCCACAAAAGAGGUGUGUAAAAGCGUUUUGUAAACCCUCUAUAGUAUAACCAUUUAUAUCACCAUUGAUAUACUUAUUAAUACUUAAUAUGACUUACAGUAAUACUAACACACUCUAUUUCUCUUCCCUUUCCCCUAUACCUCACCUGUGAGGUAAACCAUUACCAGCCAUCAACCAUCUCAGUGCCUGUCCCUCAUCACACCUGAAGUCACAUCCCUAUGACUGCCCUACCAUCGCCUGCUGUGGUUCCCUGCCCGAAUCUUUGGCCCUCGGAUCUCAGCGACCCAUCACCUUCCGAAAUAACUAAUGGAUUACUAAUGGACAAUUUAUUCCCUACACUGGACUAUUUGAACGUUCAUUCUCAUUGUAACUUUCAAACUACAAAUGACUGUACUGUAACUGACCCAAGGCAGAUGGGUUGGGCCCUUGAGUCGUGGGUCUGUCUGAGGUUUCUUCCUAUAUGUAUCUCCAAUUCUAGGGAGUUUUUCCUUGCCCCUGUUACUCAUGGGCUCUCUUUGAAUGUCUAACACUCUGUAAAACGCCUUGAGACAUGUGUAAUGUAUUGGCGCUCUAUAAGCGACAUUAAAUUGAAAUUGAAAUUGACAAAGGGUCUCAAUGUCUCCACAGCUGGCGUUAUCUGAUCAUUUCUGCGUGUUCUUUGAUGUGUCUAUGUCCCCACACAGUCAGAACAGAUCUAUGUUGGUAAAAAGGAGAAUCAUAAAUGAUAAGACAAGUGUUCUUUUUGAGCAAGCACUCUCACAGACAUCAAGUAAUUUGUCAGACUCAGUAGAAGACUUAUUGGAUCACUUUAAUGCAAAAAUGGCAAACAUUAUGGAUGGCAUUGCUCCCUUAAAAUCCAAGAAAGUUAAGGACAAACAGAAAGCACCAUGGAAGCAAAAUCCAGCGGUUAAACUCCUAAAAAGAGAGUGUAGGAAGACUGAAAGAAAAUGGCGUAAAUACAAACUUCAGAUCCACUAUGACAUCCAUAAAGACAUGCUCCGCACAUAUAACUUUGAAAUAUGCAAAGCAAGACAAUCUUUCUUUUCUAACAUCAUCAGUAGGAGUUCAAAUAACACUCGUGUUUUAUUUUCCACUGUCGAAAAGUUAACAAAUCCUCCCUCACAAUUAGCGCCCGAACUUCUCUCAACUAAUAAAUGCAAUGAGUUUUCAUCUUUUUUUAAAGGUAAAAUUGACAAAAUCAGACUCAAUAUAUCUGCUAAAUUAUUCAUUCAACACCCGGAACUUCCAGCUACAAAUAGAGGGAAACUUAACUUGAUGUCAGAGUUCAAUUUGAUAGACUACGAAACACUUGAAAAAACAGUACAGAUUCUCAGCUCCUCCACGUGUGUCUUAGACACCCUGCCUACAAAUUUCUUCAAAACUGUUUUUCACCUUAUAGCCUCAGAUGUCCUUCACAUUGUAAAUACAUCACUGCUGUCUGGCACUUUUCCUAAGUCACUAAAAACAGCUGUUGUAAAGCCACUGCUCAAGAAGAAUAACCUGGAUGCCUCCAUUUUAAACAAUUACAGGCCCAUAUCCAAUCUACCUUUUAUUGGCAAAAUUAUUGAAAAAAUAGUCUUUAAUUACUAACCACCUUCCUAACAUCAAAUGGGUAUUUUGAUAACUUUCAGUCUGGUUUUCGGGCAAAUCACAGCACUGAAACAGCCCUCAUUAAGGUUUUCAAUGACAUACGUCUCA